Trematosphaeria pertusa is the source of this 3565-nucleotide messenger RNA. RefSeq lists its product as uncharacterized. Gene Ontology annotation, cellular component: cytosol; perinuclear endoplasmic reticulum; intracellular membrane-bounded organelle. Bases 428 to 3400 code for a protein of 990 amino acids. The record is from RefSeq and is a predicted model, not a curated record. Gene Ontology annotation, molecular function: sterol binding. Lineage: Eukaryota; Fungi; Ascomycota; Dothideomycetes; Pleosporales; Trematosphaeriaceae. The transcript is spliced from 2 exons. Gene Ontology annotation, biological process: piecemeal microautophagy of the nucleus; endocytosis; exocytosis.
CGACCGCCCAGCCGGCAUUCUACAGCUGGCUUUCUCAGACCAGAGACCUUCUUACCGCUCGGAAAAUCGCGCACCGAGGACGCCGCGAGACGCCCGCGACUUCCGCUGCCCGCCAUCUCGCCGUCGUGCGCUCGUCGGCCGUAACUGGUCCCCGAGCCCGCAGGCGCGACCUUGGAACAGCAGGUUUCUGCCAGCCGGCCAUUGGAGCGUAUAUCGCCCGAGUAUUCGCGACAAGACGUAUCCUUUUGCUGUCCUGCUAUGUGAAGGGACGGUGACGUGGACCGCCGCUCAAAUCGCCGCUUGCGCCGCCAUUCGCUAGCCUGUUCACCACAGCUGCCCGUAGCCCAGGCCCCAGGCAUCCGCUGUGCCCCAGGUUAAGAAGGGCCCCACCACGACUGAAUAGUCGCGACCACUCGGCCUCGAAGAAAUGGCUGGCAUGGAGCAACUCGAGGUCCACAGCAAGUCAUACCUUGUUCGCUGGGUAAACGUCUCUGCUGGACACACCAUUUCGUGGAGCAUACAGCCGCAUAAGAAGUCGAUUAACUUCGGUGUCUUUAAGCACCCUGGAGCGCCCAACGGCGUGGCACCGAACCUGACCUCUACCGCGACCUUCGAACCUCCUCCUACGCCCGCCCUCGAAGUCCCCGGUGCACGCGGCCGCGGCGGCUCAACCUCGCGAAAUGACAAAACAUUUGUAGCCGAGAAGCUAUCGGCAAUUGGGCUGAAGCAGGUGCACUGGGUCGGAAAAUGCGAGGCUGACAAGGUGUCCAUGGGGACAUGGGAUGUACCCGAGGGCGAAGGCGGCAUGUAUGGGCUGGUGUUCGACAACACCUUUUCGAAGACGGUGUCGAAAACAGCGACAUUCGUGCUGAUGACGUACCCCACGAACGCGCCGCCCAAGUCUGGUCACCACAUGCACUACGCCCAGAAUUUAGCAGGAGCGAGCUCGAUCAGUCUCGGAGCGAAGUCAAGCCCAGGUCUAGGGCCGGUUGCGGACUCCUCGGAAUCGUUACCGCAGUCUACACUCACCGAUCGCCCUAAAUCCUCACACCCCUCCACCAACGCUGCCUCUGUGAGCUCCAGCUUCCUCACAGGCGUACUGCAGAAGAAAAGAAGGAAGAGGAACCAGGGAUAUGCGAGGCGUUUCUUCUCGUUAGACUUCACAUCAUCUACGCUAUCUUACUACCGAAAUGAUCAUUCUUCAGCCUUGCGCGGCGCAAUUCCUCUCUCGCUGGCCGCUGUUGGAGCAAACGAAGAGUCGAGGGAGAUUUCAGUCGACUCAGGCGCCGAAGUGUGGCAUCUCCGCGCAAAUAACGCUAAGGAUUUCAAUAUGUGGAGAGACGCCCUAGACCGAGCGUCUCGGACUGCGGGGGCCUUAGCUUCACCAACGCUGCAGAUUCCGGAUAAACAAUGUCGAGCACCGCAUGCCGUAAACGAGACGGAAGAGAACGAAUGGGCAAGAGUGGAAGCUCUGGUGGGCAGAAUUGCAGGCACAAGAGAUGCCGUAAGGAGACUCGCACAGGACACAGACCCUAAGUACCAGUCCAUGCCAGGCCUGGGAAUAAGCAAAGUGCAAGAUAGCUUGUCACCAAGCCCCUCCGAGGGGGAUUUGGUUGACUACUUUCAUGAUGACAAGGGCGACGGCAGAAAGGCCUUUUGGAAACGAAAAGCCAGCAGCUCUGGCGGUCAUAGUCCGUCGAGUUUGUUUCGGAGAAGCGUUUCUGCUCAGACCGCUAUCGCAUCUCCGGGCGCUAUUCCUCCAGUCCCACCCCUACCGAACGGAAAUCUAUCUGUACCAAAACGACAUGGCCACCUGAGUACACACCAGCCACAAGAAGAUGGUGUCCAUGAUCACUGCAUGGCCCUACUUCGCGACCUAGAUGUGGUCGUCAAAGAGUUCAGCGAGCUUCUGGCUGAGAGUCGGCAAAGACGCAUGCCGGCGCCUCUUUCGACUGUCUCCUCAAGACGCAGUUUCGACUCGCAGGAGUCUGCGGACGAGUUCUUCGACGCCACCGAUGGGGACACCGUCAAGUCCCAGCUCCUGACCAUUCGGCGCGACAGCGAAGAGGAACAGGAGCGUGAUGAUGUAUCAGAUGGCGAGUCUGAAUCUUCAUCGGAAAACGAAGGCGCUGGAUUCUUUGAGAAGCGCAUGUCUCGCGAAGUCCCUUCGUUAUUCCCCACAAAACCGAAAUCUCUAUCACCCUUACCACUAAAACCUGUUCAGCGUCGGGCUAAUGUCCCUGCCGCAAAGUCGCAACCACCCAGCUUGAUAGCCUUCCUACGCAAGAACGUCGGAAAGGACCUCUCAACCAUCGCUAUGCCCGUAACCUCCAACGAACCCACCUCCGCCCUCCAACGUCUGGCAGAACAGCUGGAAUACAGCGAGCUUCUGGACGCAGCUGUAAACGCCUCUGCAGAAUCAGGAGAACGCCUCGUCUACAUGGCCGCCUUCGCCAUCUCCUCCUUCAGCAACGCCCGCGUCAAAGAACGCGCGACCCGCAAACCCUUCAACCCUAUGCUCGGUGAAACCUUCGAGCUCGUCCGCGAAGACAAAGGCUACCGUUUCAUCGCCGAGAAAGUAGUCCACCGCCCCGUGCGCAUGGCCUGCCAAGCAGAAUCCCAGCACUGGACCUUCAUCCAAUCGCCCAACCUUUUGCAAAAGUUCUGGGGCAAGAGUGCAGAACUGAACACGGACGGUCGCGUGCGCAUUUUCCUCCAUGCGUCGGGCGAGCACUACAGUUGGACCAUCGCAACUUCCUUCCUGCGCAACGUUAUCGCGGGCGAGAAAUACGUCGAGCCCGUGGGCACCAUGACCAUCAUCAGCGAGACCACGGGCGCGAAAGCAGUCUGCACGUUCAAGGCAGGCGGUAUGUUCGCCGGCCGCAGUGAAGAUGUCUCCGUCCAGGUCUUCGACAACACGGGCUCUAUCCUGCCCAUGGGCGCGCAGGGGAAAUGGACGCAAGAUCUGCAGUUUACCUCAAACGGCCAACCUACCGGCAAAACCGUCUGGCGCAUCGGCAACCUCGUCGACAAACCAACGCAGCAUUACGGAUUCACUACUUUUGCCGCCUCCCUGAAUCAGAUCACCCCCAUCGAAGCCGAGCACCUCCCUCCCACAGACAGCCGUCUACGCCCCGAUCAGCGCGCCGCCGAAGAUGGAGACAUGGACCGCGCGGAGGCACUGAAGGCAAGGUUAGAAGAGAGGCAGCGCGCCAGAAGGCGCAUUAUGGAGGAGCACGGCGAGGAGUGGCGACCGCGGUGGUUCACGAAGGUGGGCGCUGCCGAGGCGAGUGCGCUGGGGGACGAGGAGGUGUGGAGACUAAACGGGGGGAAAGACGGGUAUUGGGAGUCGAGAGAGCGCGGCGAGUGGGACGGUGUUACCGAAGUUCUUCAGGUGUAGUUCUUUGUACUCUUAUUUUUUUUGGUUUUGAAAAUGGUGGGGUUGGGUUGAAUGGCACAAUCGCAUAGAUUAGGAAAAAGGGUAGGGGUUGGACUGGUGGUACUUGUCGUUUCCAUUUGUUGCAGGAUAUCCAAUGACAAUCCAGAUCGGUUUCUUCUGUUGCAC